UUUGCAGAUGUCAUUCAAAUUGUGAUUUUAAAAAAUGGAUGCUGCUCUGAUACUGAUUUUCUUACAAAAAAAUACCAAUUUUACAAUAUUACCUUUCAGAUUCGGUUCCUUUGAGGCCUUUAAAAACCAGAUGGUUCAACCCGACGGAAGUUUAAGUAUAGGUGGUAGAUUAUUGUGUGGUUUGGGUGCUGGUGUUAUGGAGGCCAUUUUUGCCGUCACACCCAUGGAAACGAUCAAAGUCAAAUUUAUAAAUGAUCAACGAAGUGCGAACCCCAGGUUCAAAGGCUUCUUCCAUGGUGUCGGGAUCAUCGUUAGGGAACAAGGUUUCGGGGGUAUAUACAAAGGACUGACUGCGACAGUGAUGAAACAGGGUUCAAACCAGGCUAUUAGAUUUUUCGUAAUGGAGACUCUCAAGGACCUCUAUAAGGGUGGGGAUAGGGAGAAGAAGAUACCUAAAGUAGUUGUAGGAGCUUUUGGUGCAGUAGCAGGAGCCGCUUCUGUAUUUGGAAAUACUCCAAUAGAUGUAGUCAAGACGAGGAUGCAAGGCCUCGAAGCCGCAAAGUACAAAAACACGUUGGACUGCUUCUUUAAAAUUUGGAAGAAUGAGGGUCCCUUAGCAUUUUACAAGGGUACUGUUCCUAGAUUGGGUAGAGUUUGCCUAGACGUUGCCAUAACUUUCAUGAUCUAUGACAGUUUUAUGGAAAUGUUCAACAAAAUAUGGCCUUAAUCUCGUUUAGGGCACAAGCAAAUGCUUUUCGAAACUUAUUUCUUAAGUUACACACAUAUUUUAAACAAAAGAUUGAGAAAAUUGCCAUAUCUUUGUACUGACAGUUUUAGCAGAAGUUUUGGGUUUGAAUCUCCCAUUUCAUGUUUGACUUAUAUUUUUGUAUAAUUGUGAAAUGCAUGACAUUCCUAUUUAGCAUUUUUUUCUGCAUUUAUAUUGAUCGUACUAGUCUUAAUUAUUAUGUACUGCCAAAUUUUGUACAAGUCGUAUAUUCCUAUGUAGUUUAUUUUUUCUUGACUUGAUUUUUUUCAGAGCCAUUCGAUUUACCUUUAUGGAAGUAAAAUGUAACUUUGGUUCUAAAAAACAUAGUUGUUGGUAAUUUAUGUACUUUUUUUAAACAGUCAGCGUUUUGUUAUAUUUUUGUUAUAUUUAUGUAAUUUUUUAAGUGUUUUGUUGUAGGUUUGACCUCUAAAAAUAUGUGCAAUUUUAUUUAGUGUUGAAUGAAUUUUAGAAAAAAUAAAUAAAUAAUAUAAUUGU
Molecule: messenger RNA, 1261 nt
Organism: Anoplophora glabripennis (Asian longhorned beetle)
Lineage: Eukaryota; Metazoa; Arthropoda; Insecta; Coleoptera; Cerambycidae
Gene: sea
Product: putative tricarboxylate transport protein, mitochondrial
Exons: 3
Coding region: 35-727 (230 amino acids)
Biological process (GO): mitochondrial citrate transmembrane transport
Source: RefSeq, a predicted model, not a curated record